This is a messenger RNA of Arachis duranensis, 2503 nucleotides long. Its product is annotated as zinc finger CCCH domain-containing protein 43. Lineage: Eukaryota; Viridiplantae; Streptophyta; Magnoliopsida; Fabales; Fabaceae. The transcript has 8 exons. The record is from RefSeq and is a predicted model, not a curated record. Gene Ontology annotation, molecular function: metal ion binding; mRNA binding. Bases 267 to 1991 code for a protein of 574 amino acids.
CGAAAAAGUUGACUAGUCUCAUAGCUAGUUUAAGGAAGAGGUUCUUGCAUGGUGCAUUUACAUUUGUGAGUGGGGGUAACUAAUCGGUAUAAUUGAUGAAUUAAUUAGCACACUAUUCCAUAACACCUACCUAUUAAUAGCCUAAUUUUCUUCUACUUCCGUACUCUUCACCUUUUUGGUUCCCACUGCUUCUGCUGUUUUCCACUUUUCCUUCUUUCCUAAGCAAAUUCAGCUACUUCUUAUUCUUCUUCUUUCCCAAAGCAGUUAUGGGAAAUCUGCAAACAAAAUGGGCAGCGAGUACAGUCCAACCCGCUGAGUCCAAUUCAGCUUCUUCUUCUUCUUCUUUGUUUACCAAUGGUAGUGGUCAACAACAACCACCACAGCCUCCACGGGCUCCUCUUUCUUCUCCUUCUGAUCACCAUCAAACGUCCCAGGAAGGUGCCCUCUGCGGGGACCUUAAGGGCAAACUAGAAUUGAAGGGUGAAGGGCGAGUGGGUGUUGAAGCUCUGGAUCAAGUUUUAAACUUUGGUCAACAGGGUGUUAAUGGUGAUGAUCGGGAUAUUGAGGGCUCGAAGAGGAAUAGUUGGGAAGAUGAUUAUGUGAAUGGAAGUGUUUAUGAUGGCAACUGCGUUGGAGCUGAGAAGAGAAAAAAGAGAGGCGCUGGUCGGCAAACGAAGGUUGCUAAGGAGCAGUCACAAGAAAGACAAGAACCAUCAGAAAGAUCCGGCCAAACAGAAUGCAAGUAUUAUCCAUCACUACCAGCUGCAGAACUGAACUUUCUUGACCUGCCUAUCCGUCCGGGAGAGAAAGAUUGUGCCUAUUACAUGCAACAUGGGUCAUGUAAGUUUGGAGAAAACUGCAAGUAUAAUCAUCCUGACCCGACAACUGGAGGAUGCGAUCCUCCUCCUAUGUAUGAUAAUGUAGGAUCUAUUUCAUUCAGUGGUGUACUGCAACAGUCUGCAUCAUCAGUCUCUUCUCCAGGAAUAGUAAACAAAACUUCUCCUUUUCUGCCAAUGAUGCUUUCGCCUACUCAAGUUUCUCCUCAAGAUUCCGAUUGGAAUGCAUAUCAUUAUCAGGCACCUAUAUGCCCAUAUGUGAUGAGUAUGCAUCCACCUACACAUGUCAAGAACUACCCAGCUAUCGAAACUAACGCUUAUACGCCCCAACAAAAUCAGAUCCAAGUUGGAGUUGAUGAGUUUGCAGAAAUACCUGGGGAUUCUAAGCCUAAAUCCAAACGUAAAUCUUACUGUAAGAAGAAUAAGCUUGCAAGUUUACCUCCAUGCAAUCUCAAUGACAAGGGCCUACUUUUGAGACCGGCACCGAUCUGCCCAUCUACGAUGAGUAUGCAUCCACCUAAAUAUGUCAUGAACAACUCAACAAUCAAAACAAACGCUUAUACGCCCCGACAAAAGCAGAUCCAAGAUGGAGUUGAUGAGUUUGCAAAAAUACCUGAAGAUUCUAAGUCUAAAUCCAAAGGUAAAUCUCGCCGUCAGAAGAAUAAGCUUGCAAAUUUACCUCCAAGCACUCUCAAUGACAAGGGCCUACUUUUGAGACCUGCACCUAUCAAGCCAUCUGUGAUGGGUAUACAUCCACCUACACAUGUCAUGAAUAACCCAGCAAUCAAAACAAAAGCUUCUACGCCCCGACAAAAGCAGAUGCAAGUUGGAGUUGAUGAGCUUGCAGAAAUACCUGGGGAUUCCAAGUCUAAAUCCAAACGUAAAUCUCACCAUCAGAAGAAUAAGCUUGCAAGUGUACCUCCAUGCACUCUCAAUAACAAGGGCCUGCCUCUGAAACCUGACAAGAGUGCAUGCCCCGAAUACACUUGCCUCGGAAUAUGCAAGUUUGGAGCAGGUUGUAAGUUUGCCCACCCAUCAAACCCUCCACCGCCAUUGACAAUCCAUUCAGUUUAUCAGCAAUCCUACACAAACUCAGCUGGUGUUGAGGUGGCUUGGAUGGGUUCAAGUGAUCCCACAAUUCAGCAAACUCUCUAAACUUUCUUUUUCAAGGACCUUCCUUCCUACCUAUGAGGAUUCAUGCAACUCACAAUGUGCAAUUUGUUCGUACAUUCUUCCUCUGGGCCUCUUUUGAAUUCCAACACAAGUAAUCUAUAAAUGUCAAACAGAUAUUUAUAGGGUGAGAUCGUAGGAGAGAAUAUUUGGUAGAUUUGAGGGGGAAGAAGGCACUUCUAAGAAUGUUAUUAUGAUUAGGGAAUGAUUUUGCCAUGGGAAGGGGAUGUUCCCCUUAUGAAAAGAUAGAAUCAUAGAACUACUACUACUGCUAUCAACCUUCUUUGCUUGCCUCUAAGUAUCAAAAGGUAUAUUAUAGAAGUUAUUUCCGGAAAUUUGAUGUGCUUACCAAAUGCUUUAAGAACCACCAAAAUAUCUUUAACACAUGCAUUUCUUUGUUUCCGCUCACUUGGAUUAGUGCCUGGUUAUUUAGUUGGGCUUUUAUGAAUUGCCUAAUUAUUAUUGGAAGGUCGACUCUGCUUUUUUUAUUUUAUCAA